Molecule: messenger RNA, 2265 nt
Organism: Thermothelomyces thermophilus ATCC 42464
Lineage: Eukaryota; Fungi; Ascomycota; Sordariomycetes; Sordariales; Chaetomiaceae
Product: histone deacetylase A-like protein
Exons: 5
Coding region: 1-2265 (754 amino acids)
Biological process (GO): chromatin organization
Cellular component (GO): histone deacetylase complex
Molecular function (GO): histone deacetylase activity
Source: RefSeq, a predicted model, not a curated record
AUGGACAUCAUCGAGAAUGAUGUCGUCAUGGAUGGUGAGGACCGCCGCAUGACUGAUGGCUCUUCGGCUCCCAACGGUUUUCUAGAUGUAACUACGACGGGGGAGAGUUCAAUCCCGGAUGCCACCAACGGCCAAGGCACCAGCGGCAUGAGCCGGGAUGAAGACCAGGACUCUGACCCGACAGCUUACCCCGAGCACCUGCGGCGACGUGGCCUGCUGCCGACUGGUUGCUGCUACGAUGACCGCAUGAAGCUACAUGCCAAUGCCGACUUUGGGCCUAACCCGCAUCACCCAGAGGAUCCGUCGCGGAUCGAGUACAUCAUGAGAACCUUCAAGAAGAAUGGUCUGGUGUUCACUGGCUCCGACGCCGAGCUCAUCCGCAUUAUCCAGACCGAGCCAACCAAGUACAUGUGGCGAAUCCCGGCGAGGGAAGCAACCAAGGAGGAAAUCUGCAUGGUUCACCACCCUGGGCACUUCCUAUGGGUUGAAGCUCUGUCCCGUAAAUCAACCCAAGAGCUUCGCGAGCUGUCCACCCGGAUGGAUCAAGGCAGGGACUCGCUCUAUGUCGGCAGUAUGACAUACGAGGCGUCGCUGAUCUCGGCCGGCGGCGCCAUCGAGACGUGCAAAAGCGUGGUUGCCGGCGUCGUGAAGAACGCGUUCGCCAUCAUCCGCCCGCCGGGCCAUCACGCCGAGUUUGACGCGCCCAUGGGGUUCUGUCUCUUUAACAACGUUCCCAUUGCUGCUAAAAUCUGCCAGGCCGACUACCCAGACCUCUGCCGAAAGAUUCUAAUCUUGGACUGGGACGUGCACCACGGCAACGGCAUCCAGAACCUCUUCUACGACGACCCCAAUAUCCUCUACAUUUCUCUCCACGUCUACCGCAACGGCGAGUUCUACCCCGGCAAGCCCGAUAACCCGAUGACGCCCGACGGCGGGCUCGAGCACUGCGGUGCCGGGCCCGGCCUAGGCAAGAACGUCAACAUCGGCUGGCACGACCAGGGGAUGGGCGACGGUGAGUAUAUGGCGGCCUUCCAGAAGAUCGUCAUGCCCAUCGCCCACGAGUUCAACCCGGACCUGGUCAUCAUCUCGGCCGGCUUCGACGCCGCCGCCGGCGACGAGCUGGGAGCCUGCUUCGUCACGCCCAGCUGCUACGCCCACAUGACGCACAUGCUCAUGUCGCUCGCCGGCGGCAAGGUGGCGGUCUGUCUCGAGGGCGGCUACGACCUCGAGGCCAUCUCGAAAUCGGCGCUGGCCGUCGCCCGGACGCUCAUGGGGGAGCCGCCCCCGAAGAUGGAGAUCCCCAAGAUCAGCCGCGAGGCGGCCAAGGUGCUGGCCAAGGUCCAGGCGUAUCAGGCGCCGUACUGGGAGUGCAUGCGCGCCGGCAUCGUCGACGUCCAGGAGAUGCAGGCGCAGGAGUCGUCGCGUCUGCACGAUGUGGUGCGCCGGGCGCAACGCCAGGUCUUGUCCGAGAAGCACGGCAUGCUGCCGUUGUAUAUCCAGCGAGACGUACUAUUCAAGUCUUUCGAGAACCAGGUGCUGGUGACUAGGGGGAUCCAGUCAGCUCGCAGGAUCCUGGUCAUCGUCCAUGACCCGCCGGAACUGCAUGCCCAGCCUGAUCCGCUGGACAACACGGUGGAGGCUCACAACGCAUGGGUGACGGACGGCGUCACGCGUUACAUUGACUGGGCCAUUGAGAAAGGCUUCGGAGUCAUCGAUGUCAACGUGCCUCACUACAUCACGCACCCAGAGGACACUGAUGCCUUCAUCCCACGCGCCGACGAACGCACGCUCCAAGCCCAAGUCCAAGAACUAAUGUGCUAUAUCUGGGACAACUACCUGCAGCUGUACGACUCGGUCGAAGACAUCUUCCUGAUGGGCGUAGGCAACGCCUACCUUGGAAUCAAGGUCCUGCUCAUCAAUCGACUAGACGUCAAGUCCCGGGUCGCGGGCGUGGUCAACUUCGUCAACGGCAGCCUGCGACCGGUCAAGUCGGACGUGGACAGCGAUCUGUCGUCGUGGUACAAGGAGCACUCGCAGGUGUACGUGGCCAACGACCACGCGUGCUGGUCCGACCCGGACCUCACGCGCAAGGUGAUGAAGCGCCGGUUCGGCAACGUCAUCCGCGCGCAGGUCAACGGCCUCACGCCGAUGAUGGCGGAAUAUUUCGCGGACGUGCAGCAGUUCAUCAUGGAGAGGGUGACGUCGGACGAAGGCGGGAGAGACGAGGGGGAAGAGACCGAAGAGGAGGAGAGUGGGGGGAGGUAG